CCCGCAGUCGAGGACAGGGAGAAGAAAGGAAGCGGAGGAACUAGGACGAGAUCUGGCUGGCCUCGAAUAACCCAGCUUUGGAGUAGCCACCGGUCGAGCUCUCGCUGCAGAAAACAUCCCCGAAAAGAAAGCAAGUCUUGGACGGGAAGGAGGCGGCGCCUGCGAAGCCCUGCCCACCCACAAAAAAACCAACCCCAAAAACCCCAAAACGCCCACACACAAAAAUCCUCCCUUCCUCCUUGCUUUCUCCGUUCCAGGUUGCUGCUACGAAUUCGUCCUCGGUCAAGAUCAUGGUGUCUGAGCUGGAUAAGGCAACUGUCAGGAUGAAGGAUCCUGAGCAAGUGAAAAAUAUCAUUUCAGCACUCAGAAAAGGGGGGGCAGGCAAACUCCAGGUAAUUUCUGAUUUCGACAUGACUCUAACACGGUUUGGGUUCAAUGGCCGACGCUGUCCCACUUCACACAAUAUCAUAGAUAACAGCCGAGUCAUCAGUGAAGAAGGCAGAAAAAAGCUAAAAGAUUUGCUCCACUAUUAUUAUCCUAUUGAAAUUGACCCCUACCGGACCAUGGAGGACAAACUGCCCCUCAUGGUGGAAUGGUGGACGAAAGCCCACAACCUCCUGUCUCAGCAGAAGAUUCUGAAAAGUGACAUUGCACAGAUGGUGAAAGAGUCGGAUGUCAUGCUCAGAGAUGGCUUCAACAUUUUCUUUGACCAGCUUCAUCAGAGUAGAGUUCCCUUGUUCAUCUUCUCAGCUGGCGUGGGGGACGUGCUGGAGGAGAUCAUCCGCCAGGCUGGGGUGUUCCAUCCCAAUGUCAAUGUGGUCUCCAACUAUAUGGACUUUAAUGACAGUGGAAUCCUGAAAGGUUUCAGAGAGCCCUUGAUCCACACAUACAACAAGAACAACACAGUCCUGAAGAACACAGAGUAUUUCCAGCAGCUGUGCACAAGAACCAACAUCUUACUCCUUGGAGAUUCCAUGGGUGAUCUCAGUAUGGCAGAUGGGGUUACCAGCUUGGAGAAUAUCCUCCGGGUUGGCUUCCUGAAUGACAGGGUGGAGGAACAGCGUGGGAAAUACCUCGAGGCCUAUGAUAUUGUGCUGGAGAAAGAUGAGACGCUGGAUGUGGUGAAUGGCAUCCUUCGCUUCAUUCUGCCCCAAACCGAACUUGUGCAGCCCAAAUCCCCUUGAUUAUGAGCUACUUCUUGGAGAAGGGAGAUACUCUGUGUGAUGUGUGUGUGGUGUCUCUCAGUUUUGCACUCCCUCUUGCCAUGUUGUGGAAACAGACCAGCCCUUGCUGCUGCUUGCCAUUUUCAGAUUUGUAGAUUCAACUGUGGGCCAAGCUGAGGUCAUCUGCCCCCUCGAUCACUACAUUCCUAGUUACAAUAAAAUUGCAGACCUACCAGGGAAAGUAUGUGGACUCCUCUUGCAGUCAGCUUCUCUGCUAGCUAAAAUGCAGAAUUCAUGAGCCAGCAAUUAGAACACUUAAGGCGAGGCAGCACUUGAGAUUUUUUCUCCGGGAGCCAUGGGGUUUCGUUAUAUUGACAGUUUCCCAGGCAGAAUUAGUUGAGGUUUAAAUUUCAUCCCAUCGUUGCUGUACACUAAUGCCAGGUCCAUCAUGAUGCUUAGAUAUGAGCAUAUCUAAUCUGUGAGGUUCCCUGCUUAUUCCAGACUAGUUUAUGUGAAGUUGCUCUCGUGCACAAAAUGAGACUGUUUGCACAUCCCUAUUGGUUUGCUACAGUGCACAGUACAAUCCAAUAUACAAUGGUCACUUCAUGCAAAGCAUCUCCACCCUCAAACUUAAAGCAAAAUUUUGAAAAUGCCACUGCAGGUUUGCAGCCUCCCUCCCUACUGACAGGCGUGGAUCAGUGCAAUGGUUCCUCUGUAAGCCACACUCCCAUUGGUAUCUGUAUGCUUUUCUCUCAUAAGCAGCUGCCACACUCCCAGCCAGUAUGUUUCCAUAUGACAUUGUACAGCUGCAAUGUUAAAGCAGGGAAAAGCCACAAUGUGGCUGAUGAGUGUGUUCAUGAAUGUGGCUUUUGUUCUUUUAAAAAUAUAUAUACUGUACAUACACAUCGCCAUAAGAAGCCUUAGCUACCUGGCCACAGGGAGUAGCCAAAAGGUAUGUCUGGGCACAUGGCUGGUCUAUAUGACAGUAAAUUAAGUAAUCCUGCUUUACAGAUUGCCCUAUAUGUCCUUCCACCACCAACUCUUUUUAACCAUUAUUUUCUCUUGUACUUUUAAACAUUUGUAUCAAAAGAAUUUUUGGAAGGUGCAUUGUCAUGCAGGAUUGAAAAAAGCUUCAUCUGCCAGAUUUCCCUUUGCAAGAGCCAGCGUGGUGUAGUGGUUAGAGUGCUGGACUAGGACCAGGGAGACCCGACUCCUGAGUUCAAAUCUCCAGCCGUGAAACUAGCUGGGUGACUCUGGGCCAGUCACUUCUCUCUCAGCCUAACCUACUUCACAGGCUUGUUGUGAAAGAUAAACUCAAGUAUGUAGUACACCACUCUGGGCUCCUUGGAGGAAGAGUGGGAUAUAAAUGUAAUAAAUAAGGUAACUCUAUAUGGCCUUUGGUCAAAUUCUCCUUUUCUUAAAAAGACAGAGAAAACUGUGGCUGUGUCACUAGUGAGACUGAUCUUGGGUACCUGUGGGUCCCAACACAACAGCUGCAGGCCAAAUCAAUAGUGGUCUUCAAUCUUUUCUGACUCAGGUACCCCCCUUUAGCCCCAGCUAGCAAUAUGAGACUAGCUCUUUAUAAUUGUGCAUACCACAAUCUGUUCAUUCUCUUUCUUUCUUUCUUUCUCUUUCUUUCUUUCUUUCUCCUUGAAAGAAGAGAAAAAUCGUUACUAGAACAGGUGGGGGUGUAACCCAAUUUAGGUCAGAAUGCAACACAUUUGAGCAUCUGAUUCAUUAAUUGGAAGAUCAAUGGUUUUAAAGGAUAAGAGUGCUAGUCAAUUGCAUUAAGUCAACCUGAUAAAUAUGCAGCUAUCUUCUUUAUAUGGCAGAAAUUUAGGUGUGGAAUGUUGGUAAGAGGGCUUUGCCAUGCCAGAUAAGCAGCCCAACUGGAAUCUUAUGUUUAGAGCAGGUUUUUAAUUGGUUGAAUAGAGCUGGUGUGAAUUGACAUCAAGUGGGUUCCCUUUAGGAGUGAGACUGGUGGAACUUGAGUGGAAUAAAUUUAAGUGUUGAGAGUUUUGCUCUUCAAAUCUGUGGUAAAGAAUCUCAAAAACCUUGAUUUUGGGGAGUUUGAAGACUAGCUUCGGGACAGAUGGGAAUGUUACAGGAUGUCCUUGUGUGAUCCUGGGGGAAAUUGCUUAGCAGUACAAACCACAGAAGACAGUUUCAUGCAAUUAAAGGGGAGAGGGGGCUUUGUGAAUGUUUUCCUUUCCAAUUUUCUGCAUUAUAUGUUGGUUUCACAAAGCACAAAUUAGUUUUUAAAGCAAUUUUUUAACACUCUAAAUGACCCACACACUCACUCUUUUGAAAAUCCAACUAAGUUCAACUGUGUUUUAUUCAAAAGACAUGUCUAAAGAUAAUAAAGCAGAAAUGUCCUAUUUUUA
Messenger RNA from Hemicordylus capensis (graceful crag lizard), 3547 nucleotides. RefSeq names its product 5'-nucleotidase, cytosolic IIIB (gene NT5C3B). Gene Ontology annotation, cellular component: cytoplasm. Lineage: Eukaryota; Metazoa; Chordata; Lepidosauria; Squamata; Cordylidae. The transcript is spliced from 9 exons. Gene Ontology annotation, molecular function: magnesium ion binding; 5'-nucleotidase activity. The record is from RefSeq and is a predicted model, not a curated record. The coding region runs from base 291 to 1184 and encodes 297 amino acids.